Saccoglossus kowalevskii is the source of this 780-nucleotide messenger RNA. Its product is annotated as cyclin-dependent kinase 7-like. The record is from RefSeq and is a predicted model, not a curated record. Lineage: Eukaryota; Metazoa; Hemichordata; Enteropneusta; Harrimaniidae. Gene Ontology annotation, biological process: protein phosphorylation; positive regulation of transcription by RNA polymerase II. Gene Ontology annotation, molecular function: cyclin-dependent protein serine/threonine kinase activity; RNA polymerase II CTD heptapeptide repeat kinase activity; ATP binding. Gene Ontology annotation, cellular component: transcription factor TFIIH holo complex; nucleus; cytoplasm.
AUGGCGACGCAUUCGGGAACAGCGGAUCGUUCAAGUCGUUAUGAGAAGAUUGAUUUCCUCGGGGAAGGACAGUUUGCUACAGUAUACAAAGCUAAAGACACUGCUAAUGGAGGGAAAAUAGUUGCAGUUAAGAAGAUUAAACUUGGUCAACGAAGUGAGGCUAAAGAUGGUAUCAAUAGAACUGCUUUGAGAGAAAUUAAACUAUUACAAGAAUUAAGUCAUGAAAAUAUUAUUGGGCUACUUGAUGUUUUUGGUCAUAAAUCUAAUAUAAGUUUAGUAUUUGAUUUCAUGGACACAGAUUUAGAGGUUAUAAUUAAAGACAACAAUUUAGUUUUAACACCUGCACAUAUCAAAAGUUUAACAAUUAUGACUUUACAGGGGCUAGAAUAUUUACAUGACAAUUGGAUUCUUCAUAGGGAUUUGAAACCAAAUAAUUUAUUAAUAAAUGGACAAGGAAUUCUAAAACUUGGUGAUUUUGGUCUAGCUAAGUAUUUUGGAAGUCCAAACCGUGCCUACACUCAUCAGGUGGUCACUCGGUGGUACAGAUGUCCAGAACUAUUAUUUGGUGCCAGGAUAUAUGGUAUUGGUGUUGACAUGUGGGCCAUAGGAUGUAUAUUAGCAGAACUACUUCUCAGAGUACCAUUUCUGGCUGGUGACUCUGAUCUUGAUCAACUUAGUAAAAUAUUCCAGGCUUUAGGAACACCCACAGAAGAGCAGUGGCCUGGAAUGACAGCAUUACCAGACUAUGUAGAAUUCAAGAAAUUUCCUGGCACUCAAUGA